Messenger RNA from Entrophospora candida, 2094 nucleotides. Lineage: Eukaryota; Fungi; Glomeromycota; Glomeromycetes; Entrophosporales; Entrophosporaceae. The record is from the annotation of a GenBank genome assembly.
AUGGUAUCUCCAUUUUACAAUAGUGACUAUUCUUAUCAUCUUCAUCAAACUGACGAUAACUGUAACAACAAUAACGCUAAUAACAAUAUUUGUGUUAAACAACAGCAGCAAGAGCAAUCAUUUGAUUAUUCUUAUAUACAACCUUUUAUAAAUGAAAAACUUGCUGCUGCUGCUUUCGUUGCAAAAUUUUAUCAACCAUAUGUCUAUCCAGCAACAACGACAAUAUCUACUGCAACAACCGGUGAUGCUAAUACUGAUGCUACCGUUAUUGAUAAUACUUCAAACAACGUCGUUGACUUUGAUUUGAUCAUAAAUUCUGGAAAUUUACAAUCUGCUCAACAAAAUGAUAUCGCCGUCACUGCUGCUACUGAUGCAUCCACCAUUUAUGCAAAUCCUGAUGAUUUUUACAAUUACAAUGAAAUGCCAACUUCAACCACUACGAAUGAUAGUUGUGAUUUGACUUUCGGUGACAAUAACUCCACUAGAACUCCCUCACCUAUCGAAAAUGAUCCUCAAACAAUUCCACCUAGUGCAAUCAACAUUUCUCAAAAUCAUCAUCUUCAUCCUAACAAUCAACCUGCCUUUGCACCAAUUUUUACAAACUCUCCAACUGAAGCAAGUUUAAAAUUUGACUAUUUUACUACUCCUCACAUCUCCUCAUCAUCAGCUCAUUCUUACUACAUUAAAUCUUCACCGUCGUCAUUUGAUCAACAACAUCCCAAUCAAUAUUCUUCUAAUCAAAAUAAUAAUUUUAAUGCAAGCGAAUAUUGUAAUCCUAAUUCAAUAUCAACUACAUCAUCAUUACCAUCAUCACCAUACAACGCAACUACCACCGAAAUCAUCGCCAACGUCACCAAUUGUUCACCUGUUGUUGCUUUUACUGAUGAUCAGAAGAAUAAUAAAAGACGACGUAGUAAAUGUAGAACUUUGUCCAAUCCACCAUCUGAACCCGAAAAUAACAACAAUCUAAAUGGAAUAGCUACAAAUGGCAACAAUAAUAAUAAUAACGCUGCUGCUCUCUCACCCAUUACGACCGUACCUACUAGUAAAUCUGUUGCCGCUACACAUCGUCACCAUCACCAUCAUCACCAGCAUCAAAAUUUAAUAACUGAUAAUGUAAUGAGACCAAAUAAUGUUCAUCAAUACUCCUCUACUUCAGGAGAAAAGAAAGUGAUGAUCUUGACUUCAAAGGUAGCACAAAAGUCUUAUGGAACUGAAAAAAGAUUCUUAUGCCCACCACCUACGACAAUGAUCUUGGGUUCCAAUUGGUGUCCUCCAAAGAUUACUGUUGGCAUAUCAGGGGAACAGACAAAUCAACAAGGUAUUCUUGAAUGGAUUAGCCCAUCAGGAAAUUCACUUGAUCCUACAUCAACUUGUUCAGAAAUGAAUUUCAGUGGAAAAUGCGUUUCGAAGCAUUUGUAUAUUAGUGAUGCUGAUGAAAAAAGAAAGAAAGUCGAAGUCUUGGUUAACAUUCAAAGUCCAAUGGGUGAUAAUAUUGGCACUUUUGCCAGUAAACCAAUUAAAGUCAUCAGUAAACCAAGUAAGAAAAGACAAAGUGCAAAAAAUAUGGAAUUAUGCAUUCACCAUGGUUCUACUGUUUCAUUGUUCAACCGUAUUCGAUCUCAAACAGUCUCAACAAAAUAUCUUGGCGUUUCUACACAACAAAAUGCUAAUCAAACUUCUGGUACUUAUCUUGCUUGUCUUGGUGACGUUGUUGGAAUGCAACGUGCAAAUGAUGGUCGACAGAUCAUCAUUUCAACAACCUCCACUCCCACUCCUACAUCUGCAUCUACCACCAUAAACGACAUUUCACCGCCUGCCUGGUCUGGUGCUGCUGCUGAUGUCUUAACUGAGAAUAUUAAAGUUGGACGUAAAAGACGUGUGUCUUCUCCUGCUGCCGUAAUGCGACCAUCAUCAACCAAUUCAAACAAAAGGAGGAGAGUCAAUAGUUUAAGUGGAGUAGCUAGUGAGGUAGAUUUAGCAAGACUAGCAUCUAAUACCAAUAAAAAUUCAGGUGCAUUAUGGACAGAAGACGUAACAGAUGCAGCGGUUUGGACUAUAGUUGGAACAGACUGUGCAACCUACACAUUCUAA